Messenger RNA from Stylonychia lemnae, 1926 nucleotides. The record is from the annotation of a GenBank genome assembly. NCBI's taxonomy places the organism in Eukaryota, Ciliophora, Spirotrichea, Sporadotrichida, Oxytrichidae.
AUGAGAUACCCAUCAAUUUAGCAGAUAAAUCAGACUGAUUAAUUGUAAUUACCAAUUAAAAGAGAGCUAAAUUUCACUGGAAUUACGAAUAAAAACUAUCAACAGCAACAACAACUUUAAUUACCUUAAUCUUAAUAUUCCAGUAAUCUAGAAUAACUUUUUGAUGCUCAAUAACUUUAUUGUAACGAGAGCUUGCCAUCAUUCUAGCUAGAUGAUUCUGAAAAAAUAUAAAAUGAUGAUGUUAAAUAAGAGCAAUAGCAGUAGAUAUAGUUAAUGGGCCAAAAUUAAAGCUAUCAAACUCAUGAAUAAUAAAUUGACCACUCUAUAUUUAAGUUGGAAAACUUUAUCCCAUAUCCCUCUAUAAUUCCCCUUCAACCUUUAUAAUUCCAAAUGCCUAUGAUGGACUAUCAAGCUGACAACUAGUAGAUGAUAAGAGAUUCGUAAUUGCAUAUGCAAUAGUAACAGCAAUAGUAAAUACAAAAUCUCAAGUAAUAGUCUUAGCAGUAAUAGUAAUAAUAUUUGACCAAGUUAGAGAAAGAUAAUCACGGAAAUGUAAGAAUUGAUAUCGAUGUGUCCUACCUAAAGACCUUAAAUUUCAAGGAUGUAAAGGAGAUUAGGGAGAAGAUAGAUGAUAUUUUUGCGCCAUAAAAUAUCAAAAUGAUUUCAAAAAGAGCUGAGAGACAUUAUCCAAAUGGCUACUGCGUCUAUGUGCUCUACUGUAAUAGAUGCUAGAAAAGAAACCCUACCUAUAAAAGGACUAAGUAAUAUACAAAAAGAUCGACAAACUGCCCAUUUCAUAUGAAAUUUACAAAGACGGAUGAUGAACUCUACUCUCUUCAUGAUGGCGAGUUUUAUCACAAUCAUGAAUUGAGUAUACCAGUGCUUGACCCAGAGAUAUUACUAGAGUUGGAUAACUUUGAUCCUACUCAGCAUAAGCCUGCUCACAUUAAGAAGUUCAUAAAUGAAAAAUUUAAGAAAGACAUAUCCUAUGCUUAGAUAGCAUAUGAAAUGAAUAAAAGAAAGCAAAAGAUUAUGGGGAAAACAAAGGAUGAUACAAAGAAACUCAAAGAACUAAUAGAGUUGCAGAAAGAUGGUAAAUUUAAGAUGUACCAAGAUAAAGAAGGGAAUUUGAGUCGUAUUUUGUAUAGUAGUGAUCGAAUGUUCAACCUGCCUGCAUUUUUGAUAGUUGGAAUAGAUCAGCAUGGAAAGAACAGACUUUUUGCAUUUGGACUACUCCAGAAUGAGACAACAGAGGACUAUGUCUGGGUUUUUAGAAAAUUCAGCGAAAUAAUGGAAGAUCUUAAGCCUCUAGUUAUUAUAACUGAUUAGUGCGCCAAACUUACAGCUGCUAUUCAAUAAGUUUAUUAGGAUUAGGUGAUUCAUAAAUUUUGUGGUUGGCAUGUACAGUAGAAUUUGAAGAAGAAGAUUUCUUCAGCUCUAGUUAAAAAUGAGGACUUAAUACUAAAAAAAAUUUACGUAAAGAAAAAAUAAUGGGCUAGAUGCUAUAAUUUAGAUAUUUUUACUGCUGGAAUUCAUACUAAUGCUAGAAUAGAGAGUUAUAAUUCAGUAAUUAAAAGAUUUUUGAACUGGUCGACUCCGAUUAAUUAUUUCUUUAAAGCUAUAGAAGAGUACGAAAAUACCCAGAUUUUGCAAACUAAGCUACUUGAGAACAAAGAGUAAAAUAAAUUACUUUAGGAUAAAAAUAACAAACAUUUAAUUCAUCCCUGUUUUAUUAAGUGGGAGGGUAAGUAUAGUGACUUUGCCAUUAAGAACAUGAAGAAGUAAUAUCUGAAAUCUUUGAAUUUAGAAAUCAAAGAGGAACAGGAUAAUUUUAUUGUGUGGAAUCGAAAAUUCAAUUUUGAGAAUUCAGUUAAAUAAAGCAUUACUAUUGAAGAUCCUAAAAUUAAAUGUACUUGUAAGUAUUGA